This is a messenger RNA of Phalacrocorax carbo (great cormorant), 542 nucleotides long. NCBI's taxonomy places the organism in Eukaryota, Metazoa, Chordata, Aves, Suliformes, Phalacrocoracidae. The record is from RefSeq and is a predicted model, not a curated record.
AUGAACGAUCGUGUGGAAGAAAACUGCAUGGAAAGCAAUUCUGCCCGGGACACAUCUUCAGAAGGAAAAGUCUCUCCUGCUAAGGACUGCUCAGUAGAGCCAAAACAAUCGGAGCAAGUCGAGAAACAAUUAAAAAGCUUAGCCUUUCAAAAUCCAGGACCUCAGGUAGCUGACUUCAAUCCUAAAACCAGAGAGCAGAAAAAGAAAGUGUGCAUGUCACAGAUGAAACAAGAAAUUUCUAAUAAUCCCAAAAUUACAAAGAAGUACGACAAACAGGGCAGGCUGCUUUGUAAUAACAUUGAUUUGUGUGACUGCCUGCAAAAGAACUGCCUGUGUUGCUUCUAUCCUUGCCCCAAAUGCAGUUCAAAGAAAUGUGGACCAAAAUGUCGCUGCAAUAGGAAAUGGAUUUAUGAAUCAAUUCAGACUGAAAGUGGGAAUGUGAUCAGCGUGUUGCCAUUUUCUGUCCCUGACUGAUUUUGUUGUGAAAGUUUUUGCACCUGAGCAAAGUUCUUCUUUCUUCACAUUUUAUUAAAGUAAAUCUU